Messenger RNA from Asparagus officinalis (garden asparagus), 1044 nucleotides. RefSeq lists its product as uncharacterized. The record is from RefSeq and is a predicted model, not a curated record. The transcript has a single exon. The coding region runs from base 1 to 1044 and encodes 347 amino acids. NCBI's taxonomy places the organism in Eukaryota, Viridiplantae, Streptophyta, Magnoliopsida, Asparagales, Asparagaceae.
AUGGAUAUGCCUUCUAAGUCUAUAGAAGAGCCUCAUCAGCUCUCCGGCGCCUACAUCCGAAGCCUAGUUAAGCACCUUAGCUCAUCACGGCCGAAACAACAUCCUAAACCUAACUCCCCAAAUUCGAUCCUUGAGGAUCGAAUCGAUGAAGCUCCACCUCUCCGAUCACCACCACCACCUCCUCAACCAAAGAAACAAGUGAGGAGAAGACUUCAUACAAGCAGGCCUUAUCAAGAGAGGCUUCUCAAUAUGGCAGAGGCAAGGAGAGAGAUUGUGACUGCUCUCAAGUUCCAUAGAGCUUCCAUGAAACAAGCAAAUGAACAACAACAACAACAACAAAAACAACGACAAGAAGCUUUGGAGGAUUCCAUGAGAUACCCUAAUCCUAGCCCUAACCCCGGUCCAAACAUGUCGCAACAAGACCUACCCAUUUUCACAUACCCUUCAAUACCUUGGUCAUACCCUACACCUGCACCCUUACCAAAUUUCCAUGAUAAUCUCAACAUACCUCUCCCUAACACACCUUUAGGCCUGAAUCUCAAUUUCCAAGGUUUCAACAACAUUGAUCCUCUUAUAAUCCACCCGAUAUCGCCGCAUUCUUCUUCAUCCUCCUCCUCCUUUUCCUACUCUUCGCCUACUAUGUGUGGCAUUGAAGCCAUGUGUGGCAUUGAAGCUCCCGUGGGGGUUCUGGGUACGAGUACAAAUACGGAUACAGAUAUAGAUAUUGGAGAUGACAGGAUGCAUCUGGCGAUGGGCGAGAGGGAGAUGGAGGAGAUACGGUUCAUAGGCGAGAAGCACGACAUGGAGUGGAACGACACGGUGAACCUUGUGACCUCAGCUUGGUGGAGCAAGUUCCUUGAUAAUAUGGAGGUGGACACUAUGGAGGGUACGAAUGAGUUCCGCCCUUUUGAUCAGGAGGCCGCAGUGGAUAUUCCGUCGUGGUUGAAGGAUGGAUCCGUCGGGCAUGCAAGUGCAAACGCAAGCAAUCCCUUGAUGCAGCAUCUUGAUGAUUACUAUUCGCAGGAUGCUUCAUUGCCAUGGUAA